Messenger RNA from Hydatigera taeniaeformis, 567 nucleotides. Lineage: Eukaryota; Metazoa; Platyhelminthes; Cestoda; Cyclophyllidea; Taeniidae. The record is from the annotation of a GenBank genome assembly.
AUGUUACAGCCGAAGUUUCUAAAGGAGUGUCGAUAUGCAUUGGAAUCGUUUUAUGGCCACCUUCCAAAUAUCGACACGAAGGAUUAUGGUCGAAUUAUCACUACGGAACACACAGAACGCUUGAGAGAGAUGAUACUUAAGACAGAGGGAAGACUGGUUUUUGGCGGACUUGUAAAUGUUUCUGGCAAGUUCGUUCAACCAACAGUGUACUGCGACGUCCCUGAAUACGAUGUUCUGAUGCUACACGAAAUUUUUGGGCCGAUUCUACCAGUUAUUACGAUCAACUCUUCAGAAGAGGCCCUUGAAUACGUCAGUAAUCAGCGAAAACCACAAGCUCUAUACGUCUUCAGCUCCAAGAAGAGCAUUUUCAAAAAGUGGAAGAAGCAUAGCGAAUCAAAUGUCAUUAUGCACAACGAUGUUGCCAUGCUGAAGGGCACCAGAAAAACCUUUGGUGGAGUUGAGGCAUCAGGAUUCGUGCGAUAUCGAGGAAAGUCCUCUAUUGAACUGUUCUCCCGUUACCGUGGGGUGAUAGAAAGGUACAAAAAGGACGAUGGUGAUUGCAAGUAA